GCGAACCAACAACGUUGUCUCGGCGGGACUGGCGAUUGCAACAUGGGCAUAGAUUCUAUUAUGAUAUCAUUAAAAUGAAAAGGAGAGAAUCAAUCCAUGCAGCUCCACUCACGCAAAUCGCAUAUGUUAAGCAGCAGACAGUAAAGGAUACGAGCUCACAAAUAACUACAAACUGCGUUGAGAAACUAUAAAAAAAGGAAAGAAGCAAAGAGGAGGCGAAACGAAGAGGAAAGCAAAGGCAAAAGCGUGUCAGGAAGAUGUCUCUGAUUAGAUAAAACGCAAAUUAAAUAUUCUUAUUGGAUUCGAGUACAUUUGUUGUAUGUGCAUAUGCUUAGUGAUGAAAUCUAGAUUAUUUUGGAUAAUUGCAAUUAUAUAUUCAUCGGUACAUCACAUAGGCUCCGGUUCUACAUCGACGACAUUGAAACGUCCACGAGCUGGAGACCCGUUUGAUACGUUUCCGAAAAACUUCUGGCAAGAGUUCUCGUCGCCCUUCACAGACACGCCCGAAGAUGAGGAGCUGGAGGUUACGGAGACGACAACACACGAGCCAUUCCCCUUCUUCGCCGAUCCGUAUACGACAAUUAAUAUAAGCACCCAGCUCUCCUCGAAUGUCUAUCUGCACUGUCGCGUCAACGAUCUGCAGGGCAAGACGGUGUCAUGGAUGCGGCGCAAGGGCGAGGACCUGACGCUGAUCACCUUUGGCCAGCACACCUACAGUGGCGAUUCGCGCUACUCGCUGGAGUUCGAGGAGCCUAACGAUUGGAAGCUAUUGAUACAGUAUGCCAACGAGCGGGACGAGGGGCCCUACGAGUGCCAAGUGUCCUCGCACCCACCGUUGGUGCUCCUCGUUUACCUAACUAUAAUUGUUCCUCAUGUGGAAAUUCUCGACGAGCGAGGAUCGGCCACGCCGGAGAAAUAUUACAAGGCUGGCAGCACCAUCGAGUUGCAGUGCGUCAUCUCAAGAAUACCGCAUCCAUCGUCCUACAUCACCUGGCGCCACGGACAGCGCUCGCUCAACUACGAUACCAGUCGAGGCGGCAUUAGCGUUAAGACAGACAUGCUGCCCGGCAGGGCCUUGAGUCGUCUUUAUAUAGCCAACGCGAAUCGCCAGGACACGGGCAACUACACCUGCUUGCUGGGCAAUGAGAUAACGGAAACUGUUGUAGUGCAUGUGCUUAACGGUGAGGAGCCAGCUGCCAUGCAACAUGCGAACGGGACUCGCUUCAUGUCCAGCCCCCUAACUAUGGUUGUGUUUUUUAUAGUAUUCGCUCUAGUCAAGCCCUUUCAGCGAUGACAACAUUCUGACUAGGCAGACAGAACAA
Drosophila hydei is the source of this 1322-nucleotide messenger RNA. It is a transcript of the gene dpr14, whose product is annotated as fibroblast growth factor receptor 3. Lineage: Eukaryota; Metazoa; Arthropoda; Insecta; Diptera; Drosophilidae. The record is from RefSeq and is a predicted model, not a curated record. Gene Ontology annotation, cellular component: neuron projection membrane. Gene Ontology annotation, biological process: synapse organization. The transcript has 7 exons. Bases 320 to 1294 code for a protein of 324 amino acids.